This is a messenger RNA of Ailuropoda melanoleuca (giant panda), 584 nucleotides long. It is a transcript of the gene CST11, whose product is annotated as cystatin 11. NCBI's taxonomy places the organism in Eukaryota, Metazoa, Chordata, Mammalia, Carnivora, Ursidae. The transcript has 3 exons. Gene Ontology annotation, cellular component: nucleus; sperm flagellum; cytoplasm. Gene Ontology annotation, molecular function: cysteine-type endopeptidase inhibitor activity. The coding region runs from base 119 to 532 and encodes 137 amino acids. The record is from RefSeq and is a predicted model, not a curated record. Gene Ontology annotation, biological process: defense response to Gram-negative bacterium.
CAGUGGGUGUCCACCACUGACCAUUUAAAUCUGUCCUGGCAAGGAAGGUCAGUGGGAUCCUGCUGGGCCCUGGAGGGUAAGGAGUGGGGUCUUUCUAUUCCUCCCCAGCUGAGGGACAAUGGCCAGACUCUGGCAGGCUCCGCAACUCCUGCUGGCCAUCCUGGUGGCCCUGAUGGUCCUCACUUACCAAGAAAAAAGGAAAACCUUUCUGAGUGUCAGAGAAGUUCCUGCAUCAGAGCCCUUUGUGACAGCCACCAUGGAGUAUGUGACCAAUGACUUCAACAAGAAGAGUGAUGACAAAUACAAUUUCCGGAUUGUGCGCAUCCUGAAGGUCCGGAAGCAGAUUACUGACCAUAUGGAGUAUCAUGUGAACAUGGAAAUGCGGCGGACCACCUGUCAAAAGCUUGAGACUACUAACUGCUCCUUUCAGGAAGGGGAGCUUUACAAGCAAAUUGUGUGCUUCUACUCAGUGUUUGUUGUUCCCUGGUUUGAAAAGUACAAAAUUCUGAACAAAAACUGCACGGAUGGCUAGGUGUCCUGGAGAAUGCACCUGCAAUCACUAUACAUGAAAGAAUCGUGCAAUA